AUGGCAUCUUUGGCCCUCGCAGCCGCCGAGUCGGUGCCGCGAUUCUUGUUGCCUCGACUGAGCUGGAGUGCUCCCUCGCCACCGCUGGCCGCCCUGCGAGCCAAGCCGCAUCCCUUCUACCGCGGCACGGCUCUCAUGAUGCGACAAGCCGCCGGCCAGAGUCCGAUUAUCCGUCGAGCGUUUCACGUGACGGCUCUGCGGCAGCGCGAUCACCACUUUGACACGCUCAAGUUUGUCAAGCGACUGCAGAGUGAGGGCUUCACCGAGGACCAGUCCGUCGCCAUGAUGGUCGUUCUGAACGACGUCAUCGAAGAGAGCAUCCAGAACCUCACGCGCACCAUGGUCCUGCGCGAGGACGCGGCCAAGGCCACGUACACGCAAAAGGUCGACUUCGCCAAGCUCCGCUCCGAGCUGCUCUCGGCCGACAGCACCGAGUCCAACACGACGCGCAGCGCCCACGAACGCCUGACCAACGACAUCGCCAAGCUGAGCAGCCGGUUGCGUGACGAGAUCAGUCGCACCCAGGCCAGCGUCCGGCUCGACCUCAACCUCGAAAAGGGCCGGAUCCGUGAGGAGGCCGUCGGCCAAGAGCUCAUGAUCAAGGAGACGGAGACCAAGAUUGAGCAGGAGGUGGCGGCUCUGCGGGAGAAGCUCGAGCAGGUCAAGUUCCAGACGCUUCAGUGGUUGAUGGGCGUGUGCACCGGUUUUGCCGCCCUCAUGCUCGGUGCCUGGAGGCUGCUCAUGUAG
This is a messenger RNA of Drechmeria coniospora, 747 nucleotides long. Its product is annotated as Protein FMP32, mitochondrial. The transcript is spliced from 2 exons. Lineage: Eukaryota; Fungi; Ascomycota; Sordariomycetes; Hypocreales; Ophiocordycipitaceae. The record is from RefSeq and is a predicted model, not a curated record. Gene Ontology annotation, cellular component: mitochondrion. Bases 1 to 747 code for a protein of 248 amino acids.